Seriola aureovittata is the source of this 2993-nucleotide messenger RNA. RefSeq names its product 7-methylguanosine phosphate-specific 5'-nucleotidase-like. The record is from RefSeq and is a predicted model, not a curated record. Gene Ontology annotation, cellular component: cytoplasm. NCBI's taxonomy places the organism in Eukaryota, Metazoa, Chordata, Actinopteri, Carangiformes, Carangidae. Bases 278 to 1231 code for a protein of 317 amino acids. The transcript has 10 exons. Gene Ontology annotation, molecular function: magnesium ion binding; 5'-nucleotidase activity.
UAAAGGCUAAAUAAAUUGAAGUUGUAGCACACUGAGGUACUAGGAACAAAUAUGCGGCGGAACCAUGUAUGCUUAGUACACAAAACUGGGAACGCUAUCGGAGCGACAAACAGAGACGUAAACAAAAUCAUUCAAACCAGCUGUCGACUGUAAAGUGGAACAUUAAUGCACUAUUUAUUAAAUAUUUAAGAUAUAAACAGCAGUCAUUUAAUACAAUGCAUUUUUAACGGUGAAAAGCAGUUUACACCUCGCUGACUCGUCUCCUCUCCGUUUGAAAAUGAUAUACCAUAUUCCCUGGCUUUACACACCUGUGCGGACUGUACUGGCCAUCUGGCACCAACUGAUCAAGACCGAGAUCCCAGAGCUAGCCAAGGGCUCUGUGCUAAUGAGGGAGCGCAGCAGAGUGGAGGAAACAAUCAAUGCCAUGCAGCGAGCAGGUGCGGGAAACCUUCAGGUAAUCUCAGACUUCGACAUGACUCUGACCAGAUUCGCUCACAACGGCAAGAGAGUCCCCACCACCCACAACAUCCUAGAUAACCGGUUGUUGAUUAAUGAAGACUGCACUCUGAAGAUGAGGGAGCUGUUGAACACCUACUAUCCCAUAGAGAUUGAUGCAAGCCGAAGUGCUGAAGAGAAACUGCCUUUCAUGGUGGAGUGGUGGACCAAAGUUCAUGAGCUGCUGAUUCAGCAGAAGAUCAGAAAGGACAUGCUCGCCCAGGCCGUUAAGGAAUCCAACACUAUGCUCAGGGACGGCUACAAAGUGUUUUUUGAACAUCUGUCCGAGCACCAGGUUCCUCUGUUGAUCUUCUCGGCCGGUGUUGGAGACGUCCUGGAGGAGGUGAUCCGACAGAACCACGUCUUCCAUCCCAAUGUCCACAUCAUCUCCAACUAUAUGGACUUUGACCAAACUGGCGUCCUGCAAGCCUUCAAAGGCCAACUGAUCCACACCUUCAACAAGAGGGAAGGCGCUCUGUCACACGCAGCAGGCCUCAGAGAGCUGCAGGGUCGAUCCAAUGUGCUGCUGCUGGGAGACUCUUUGGGAGACCUUACCAUGGCUGACGGAGUGUCUGAGCCCCAGAACAUCCUGACCAUUGGCUUCCUGAAUGACCAGGUGGAAGAGAGGAAAGAGUCGUACAUCAACUCCUUUGACAUCGUACUGGUGAAAGACGAGACGAUGGACGUUCAAAACGCCAUCCUCAGAUACAUUACCUCAUCAAGAGACAACAAGUAAGACACACACCGAUGGACCUGUUCACUCCAUUCACACUGCAUUACUUACCUCAAACCAGACCUAAAACUUGACUUUUUAACCACUGUGUCCACUAAUGUGGUUAAUGCUGCAAAUCACACACACUCUGAACUCUUUUUUUUAAUUUUGACAUUUAUUUGUAAGCUUAGUUUUGUAGAAUUUGUGAUUUCUAUCAGCUUUGCAGCCAAACAGAUUAUUGUUGUGCUAGGCUAUACGUUAAUCGCUUUCUUCCUGCUUUUUAUUUUGGAUGUCGGGAUCAAAACAGUAGAACCAGAAUAACAAUGCGCCACCUCAUCAGAACUCAGUGAAGUGAGAAUUUAUAUUGUAUUGUUUCAAAUAGAUAAAGUGUAUAUCUGCAGCCCUCACUCCGAAAAGAAAUCAGCAACUCAGCGAUCUCUUAAAACUGUCAGUACAAAUAAUUUCUAAUAUUCUGCCUCUUUUCACUGCUUUUUAGCUCAAAAUAGUUUUUUUUUUUUACUUUGUUGUUUACCAGUACCAGUAUUUAAAAUAUGUUCAUGUACGAGCAAAGGCGUUACGUGUUUUGUAACUGUCCCUUUAUCUGGAAAGUCUUCUACUUUAUACUCACACUUCUCUGGUGUGUACUGUGUAUUACCUCUGUGUACACUGCAGGUACUUGACGCUCCAGAGUACAGAGACUGUGCUGUACACAUGGAUCAUCAGUUUAUUUGUAGGGUGCAGAUAACUUGAUAGUGCUGUUAUCAGUCUUUAAGCUAUUAUAUUUGUCAUUAUGUAGGUUAUUUUAACUUUUUUUUUUUUUUUUUUAACCAGGGACAGUGUAGGCAAGCGCGAUAAUACGAGUCAAACAGAAAGCUACAGUACAUCAGUAUUCCCAAGAAGGGAAUAUACAAUGUGGGAUGUGCAUAUUCCUAACAAAUGUUCUCUUUGCACUGAAACACUGCGGCUGCUAUACAGAAGGACUUAACAUUGCGCUAGUUGCACUUUACUAUAGGUGUAAUACUUGUGUAGAACAAAAGAUGAAUAAGUACUAACUUGUAAAUGUGCUUUUCUCAGCGAAAAGGUAUAGUUCAAUUUUAUUUAUCAUAUGGUGGAUUUUCUCCCAAUAAAAACCGGCAAAGUCACAGGAAAUAAUGAAAGCCUUGAAUUCUUUUAGCAUUAUUAAUAUCCAUUUUCUCCAACUUAAAUUCCACUCGUCAUCUUUUCUUUUCUUUUUUUUUUUUUUGCCCAUUAAAGUUACAAUCUGCCAGACUUUGUGGUGCAGGAUGCAGAGUUACAACUACCCCUUUAAGCGUGACAUUGAGAAAUAUUGCAACUCUGCAUCUUCCACCAAAAAAGAGUGGGAUAGAGUAUUUUUAUGUGCAAGUUAAAUACUCUUUUUUUAAAAUGAUAUCAGGCAAUUACCGACAGUUUAUCCAUAUAUUGGUGCACAGAUGCAGUUAUUUCAGGUGUCAUGGUUUUCUGUGUAGUGAUACAAGUUGUAGAAAAACCGAAACCAUGUUCAUUUUCUUACAAACAUUUUAAUUAAUGUGACUUUCAGGGACAAAUAAAGGUGCUUGUUUUGUUUUCUGAAAUACAUACUGUCAAACACUCACACAACAACACACAAAAAGAUCAUCUGCACUGUUUUCUUGUCAUUUAAAGAAAAAAAAACUGUUCAAUAUUAAAACCUUGACGCUGUAUGGGAAAAGUCUCUCGCUGCUUGUUUUUGUUGUGUUGGUGGGUUCAUCCCUGAGAGAGAAUAAAAACAUUCAUCCUCAUCACAACU